Messenger RNA from Chinchilla lanigera (long-tailed chinchilla), 5389 nucleotides. RefSeq names its product zinc finger CCCH-type, antiviral 1 (gene Zc3hav1). The transcript is spliced from 13 exons. NCBI's taxonomy places the organism in Eukaryota, Metazoa, Chordata, Mammalia, Rodentia, Chinchillidae. The record is from RefSeq and is a predicted model, not a curated record. Bases 936 to 3656 code for a protein of 906 amino acids. Gene Ontology annotation, molecular function: metal ion binding; NAD+ poly-ADP-ribosyltransferase activity.
CGGAAGGCUCUGCUUUGGCGGGAUACAAAACUUUUAGAUAACAUUUCUUCCUGCGUCUUCUGAAGCUUAAAGGUUUUCACUCACAAAUAAUCUUUCAGCCAAGUCGGGACGUGGUUAGGGGCCGUCUGAAAUCUUGGGAUGUGCCUAAGCUUGCCCGCUUGUGAAUUCUUGCUGUCAGGGUAGUAGGCAGUGGUUUGGGGCAGUCCAGAACGGGCCAAGAAGUAGCUCUUCAAAAAGCUCCAGAGAGGGUAAAAGAGAGAAAUCAUCGCUGUUCUUAGGAAGGAUCUGUGGUGUGGAAGGAAGUGCAGAGCGAUCUAGAUCAGGCAGAUCGCGAUCUGGGGCGCGGGGUCGAGAGUCUGGGAACCAGGGGAGCACGGGGGUUCCGUCUGAUGGCCGUGCAUGUUUGCUCAAGAUACUGCCUCAAAUGCACGGCGAGGAAAUGAUCUCGAAGCGGUGGGGUGGUGGAGAAGAUUCGUCCACACUGGAAACUGCGCGCCCGGGGUCAGCUCUUUCUGGCUGGGUGGGGCGGAGAGUCAGAGGACGCCCCGUGGCCCGUGUCGCACGUCACUCGCCUCUUCCAGGGCUGGGUAUAAAAGCCUCCACCAGAGCCCCAAGAGCACUCUUACUUCCUCUUCUUGCCUCGCAGCUACGCGCGCUCAGCGGGGAGCCUCACCCUCGUCGGUCCUGGAACCCAGGCAGGGGGUGGCGCCUGCAGGGGCAGUGCCGUGGUCGCCGCGGAUUUGCUAGCGCCCGCUUGCCUUCCUUUCCACCCGCUCGCCACCGCCGCUGACUUUCGAGUCUGACCCCAGCACCCCGUCGGUGCGACCUGGCCUCUGGACCCUAGCGGCGAGCGGGAAAGCGAAAGCGCUGGGCUCCGCGGAGGCGCCGCCCGGGGCCGCCUAAGUUUCGAUUCUCGCCGAGCGCGUCCGCGCGCCAUGGCGGACCCGACGGUCUGCUGCUUCAUCACCAAGAUCCUGUGCGCCCACGGCGGCCGCCUCAGCCUGGACGAGCUGCUCCGCAAGAUCGAGCUCUCCGAGGUGCAGCUCCUGGAGGUGCUCAAGGAGGCCGGGCCCGACCGCUUCCUGGUGCUGGAGACCGGGGACAGGGCCGGCGUCACUCGCUCGGUGGUGGCCACCACUCGAGCCCGCGUCUGCCGUCGCAAGUUCUGCGACAGACCCUGCGACAACCUGCACCUCUGCAAGCUCAACCUGCUGGGCCGGUGCCACUAUUCGCAGUCGGAGCGGAAUGUAUGCAAGUAUUCUCAUGAGGUUCUCUCAGAAGACAAUUUCCGGGUCCUCAAAAAUCACGAACUGUCUGGACUAAACCAAGAGCAACUAGCAGUGCUCCUCGUCCAAAAUGACCCAUUUUUCAUGCCCGAGAUAUGCAAAAGUUAUAAAGGAGAGGGUCGAAAACAGAUCUGUAACCAGCAACCGCCAUGUGAAAGACUCCACAUAUGCGAACACUUCACGCAGGGGAACUGUAGCUACCCCAACUGCCUCAGAUCUCAUAACCUGAUGGAUAGAAAGGUGCUGGCCAUCAUGAGGGAUCAUGGGCUGAGCCCCGACGUGGUCCAGAACAUCCAAGACAUCUGCAACAGCAAGCACAUGCGGAAGAACCCUCCUGGGUCCAAAACUCCUGCGCACCGUAGAGGUGGGGCAGGGAGAGGAAGGAGCAAGAGUAGAGACCGAGUCUCUCAGGACAGCAAGGAGUUCCCUUUCACCUCAGCUCACAAGUUGGGCACUCCCAGUCCGGAUGGCACCAGCAGCAGAGCUGCCCUGGAGGACAGGGCUAUCGACGACCUCACCCGAAAGUUAACGUUUCUGGAGAAUACGGCUCUCGCCCAGCUGUCCUCAGUCUCGUCUAAGGCUUCUGGUCUCGGAGGACCGGGUCAAGUGGGAGCGAGUCCGAGGUUCUCAGAGAAUGGCCUUCCAGAGGACCUCUUUUAUAGCAAUAAAAGCAAUCCUGCCUCGAAUUCCACCUCGGCCUCUAACAGGAAGAGCUCCCCAUCCUGGCUGAAUGUUCAGGGCACUGGGAAGGAGAGUGCACUCUUUCCGAGUCAAGCUGUGCCUGGUUCGCCUCUUGAUUCUACACAAACAUCCAAAGCCAUAAGCUCCAGAAUGCCGAUGGGAGUGCUUUCAUCAGACCACGUAAACAUCAAGGGCAAGAGUGGGACUCCAGACACCCGGCAAGUCCCUCUUUUCAAUAAUACUCAUGAUGGAGUGGCCAUGAACAUGAAUUUUGGAAUGAUACCCAAUGGCCAGAGAGAAAUAGCACUACCAAGUUAUCACCAGGACAGCAGAGCUACUCCCCUGGAUCACCAGAUUGGCAGCAUUAUCAGUGAUGACCCUGGAGUGGCAUUUCCGAAUGAUUCCGUAUCUGAUGUUGCAAGUACCACAUCUAAGACGGGUAAUCAUGGCACAAAGGACAUUUGUGUAGAUUAUCUGCAUAACUGUUGUCAACUUAACAGCAGCUGCAGCAAAAUUCACUUCCACCUACCCUACCAGUGGCAGGUGUUGACACACACUUGGGUGGACUUACCGAACAUGGAGAAGAUUGAGAAGGCCUACUGUGACCCCCAGAACUUCAUGAUUUUAAUAGGAAAUCAUACAGUUGAUUUCCAGAAAAUGACUUACAGUGUUAGGCCCAUGCGACGCUUGUCUACCCCUUCAUCUGGCACGAACCAGGCCAAUUCUGUCUUCACCACCAAGUGGAUUUGGUAUUGGAAUAAUGAAAGUGGCAAAUGGAUUCCAUAUGGGGAAGGGAGCAACAACCAGCCAGGUUCCGAUGUGGACUCUUCCUACCUGGAGUCUUUCUUUCAGAGCUGUCCUAGGGGAGUAGUACCGUUCCAGGCGGGUGUUCAGAACUACGAGCUGAGCUUCCAGGGGAUGAUUCAGACAAACAUAGUUUCCAAGACUCAGAAGAUUGUUGUCCGAAGGCCAACCUUUGUUUCCUCGCUGGAUGUGGAGCAGAUGAGAAGGAGGGCAGAUCCUCCGCGGGUGCGGUUCUCCGCUUCCAGUCAGCCUGUGCAGACCCCGCCAAAGGCUGCCGCCUCAACAUUUGCUCCUCAGAGGAAUGUCUCCUCUCUCCCCGCGAAGGGAUUCAAGUUGCUAGAUCUCAGUCACGAGUCUCUGGAAUAUGCCUCAAUAAGGGAUUAUUUUAAAGAGUCUAUGAAAAAUUUCAAGAUUGAAAAGAUAAAGAAGAUCCACAAUCCAGAGCUCCUCAAUUGUUUUGAAAGGAGGCGACUGAUGAUGACAGAGAAAAAGGAAAGACUUCUAUUUUAUGCAGCAAGCCGCACCCAAGUGGAUUCCAUCUGUGCGAAUAAUUUUGUCUGGACCUCACAUGGAACUCACGAAAACAAAUAUGGAAAAGGAAAUCACUUCUCAAAGGAAGCCAUCUAUUCCCACAAAAAUUCCCUCUACGAUGCCAAAAAUAUCGUUAUGUUCGUGGCCCGCGUCUUGGCGGGAGAUUUUAUUGAGGGAAACAUGAUGUACGUGAACCCUCCUCCGCCGUACAACAGCUGUGUGGAUACAAUGCUGAAUCCCUCAGUUUUUGUCAUCUUCCAGAAGGAUCAGAUUUACCCAGCAUACCUGAUUGAAUAUUCUGAAAUAGACAAAGAGAAAGACAAAGACAAAGAGAAAGCCUGUGUGAUUAGCUAGAGAUGAUGAAGGCAGCAUUAUCCAGGAUGCGAUAACCAUUUUCCCUGCAUAGAGGACCAAAUUGCUCUAGAUAAUGGUUACCCUUUUCUGUUUUCUAAGUUAUCUAAUGUCUUACGUCAGUCAUUCCCAAGCUUUGCUGUACAAAAAUUCCAAUGCCCUGGUUGUACACUUCCCAGUUAAAUCACACCUUGGAGUGAAAGCCAGGCAGUAGUAUUUUUUAAAAGCUCUCCUAAUAACUCCAAUGUUUUGGAAAGUUUGCGCUGUCUUAGCUGUAACUGGUCCAGGCUGGUUUCUAAAUUUCCUAUACGUAUACCAACCAUCUUCUCUCAUUUACUCUUUCUUUGAGUUUACUGGGUAACAUGGCUUUGUUUUGGUUCGAUUGAAAAAAAAAUCAAUUUGGAAACUUGGAAAGUAAGCUAAUACUGCCUGCUAAAAUAAGGACAAAAGAUGGUACAGCCUUGGGUGGAAGACUGUGAAAGCUGGGAAAAAAUGUGUAGGGAUAUGCUAAGAAGAAAAGUAGGAAGGGUAGCUAUAAACGCUGUUAUAGACAUAACCGCAGUGCUGCAUCUUAUCAUGUGAUGAUUUGAGAGCCUAUGUCUGUUUCUACAUUUAGUUACGAGACAGACCCCACGGAGUUGGCUCUUUCUGGAAUGCAGUCAGAAAGGCCUCCAACUGAAGUUGGAUUCUUUAAAUAAUUAUGGCAAAAUAGAGAUGUAUGUUCUAAUUACCCUAAUUACAGAGAAAGCUUCCCCCCCAGGUCAGGCUUUCAGGAAAGUGUAUAUAUUUUAGGAGAAAUGAGCUGUAGUAGUAAGAGUCAUAUAAACAUACAUUCAAGUGCUAUUGUGGUCGUUUGCAUGGUAGAUGCGGCUCUCAAGAAAUUAGUAGCAGGGCCAUCCCACAAGGGGAUGGGCCUCUGAUGGAGGUGUGAUUUGCUUUCUGGUGAGCACACAUUUAGAACAAAGGGAACAAUGUCCCAAACAGGCCUCAUGCCUGCUAGGGAUUUAUUUGUGUAAAUAUAGUGGAUUCUGUGGAAUGGUCAUAGUUUUUACAGCUAUUGAAGUGCCCGGGCCAAUACUGCCUUCCUGCCUUCCUGUGAAUGAGAUUUUUCCUUCUAAUUUUCCUUUUUCAACAUUCCGUUCCUGUGGCCAAAAUUUCCCACUAGAGUUCCUUCUAGCAGACAUGUUACAAAUAAUUCACUGGCAUUAGAGUUGAUUUUUAUAUUAGUCAGAUUUUAGGACGGUACAGAAAGGUUCACAGUUCUCCAUCAGUAACAAAUGUCGGCUUUUUUAGAGUAUGGUUGUUUUCUGGGAGCUUGCCACAAAUGAUUCUUCUUAUUCAUUUUUCCCCCCCCCCAGGGGUUUCCACCUCUUGACUUUAACCCUUGCGCUGUAGAGGUGUAAUGUAUGCAGCUCUUGCUGGCUGCCCAGGAAACACCUCAAGCUGGAUAUUUUGCAGGGACCUGCGGUCCAAAAUGGAAAUCUUUAUCUGCUCCCUCAGAGGAAUCCGUUCGUAGCCUGAGUAAAAACAAUCACUGGAUCCAUUGUGUUCAAGCAGAACUGCAGUCGCUGGGGCUCCUCACACGUUGGAGUCAUUCCCAAAUGCAGUUUUACCUCUUGCACAUUUCCAUGUUCCCUUCUAAUCUGUUUGCUCCUUAAUGGCAAUUUAAAAUUUUACUUAAUGGGAUUGCCAACCCAACCCGGAUCGCAUUUUUUUUAUUUUUUAUUUUUUGGUCU